This is a messenger RNA of Sinocyclocheilus anshuiensis, 2034 nucleotides long. Its product is annotated as sacsin-like. The annotation marks the transcript as partial. The record is from RefSeq and is a predicted model, not a curated record. The transcript has 8 exons. Lineage: Eukaryota; Metazoa; Chordata; Actinopteri; Cypriniformes; Cyprinidae.
UUGUGCGCACUGAGAGGGUUUAACUGUGUCCUUCUGAUCGCUUUGCUUUCAUUCUGCGGUAUACGAGUGGAAGCAUCAUCAUGACCCAUAAGGACCAUUAAAGGAGACUGUAAAAGAAAGACAAUGAGUUCAGCAUCAAGGCAAAAGAAGAAAAAGAAAAAUAAAUUUGGUGCUACGUCUCCACCAUUCAUUGAUUACUUGAAAGAAAUUUUGAGAAGGUACCCAGAUGGGGGACAAAUAUUGAAGGAGCUGAUACAGAAUGCAGAUGAUGCAGGAGCUUCAACUGUGGUGUUUAUUCAUGAUGAGAGACAUUAUGAGACUCACAGCCUGUGGACUGAAGAGCUCAGAAAAUAUCAAGGACCUGCUCUCUAUGCCUUCAAUGAUGCAGCCUUUACAGAGGAAGACUGGGAGGGUAUUCAGAGAGUUGGCAGAAGCAUCAAGCAGGAUGACCCAACAAAAGUUGGGAGAUUUGGGAUAGGUUUCAACUCAGUUUAUCAUAUUACAGACUUGCCAUGUGUCGUCAGUUCUGAACACCUAGCCAUUUUUGACCCACAAAAGAAGAUGUUUGGAGAGGAUGAAGAAGGCUAUCGAUGGUCUUUGAAUGAUGAAGAGGACAGAGAGAGCCUUUUGAAAUUCAGAGAUCAGUUUCAGCCCUUUCAAAAUAUUGUCAAUCAAGUCAACAGUUGUUCCUGGGAGAAGGUCAUCAGUGAGAAGCAAUACUUUAAAGGAACGCUCUUCCGUUUCCCUCUGCGUAAUGAGGCUUCAGAGAUCUCAGAUAACUUAUAUGACUCCAAAAAAGUUAAUCAGCUAUUUGACAGUUUCAUUGCUGAUGCGGACAUCAGUCUUCUUUUCCUGAGAAAUGUGUCAUCCAUUACUUUGCUACAUAUUGACACCAAUGGCCUCUGCAACAACAGGCUCAAAGUUUCAGUGUCAAAUAACUUUAUCACUGACCUUUCUUAUAUCAAGAAAGAAUUGUUUGACAGAAAAACAUGUUUUAAAACAGUAUCACAGAUUUGCCAGCAAAUGGUAGAAACAAGGUCCCAGUGGCUUGUGACAACUUGCCUUCUGAAACAGGGACAUAUACCAGAGAUUGACUCUCUAGCUAAUAAGCUGAGCUUCUACCCUCAAGUUGAUGCAGCGUUUCGAUUAGAUGAAGACAGAUCACUUUGCAAUGGGCGACUAAGUUGCUUUCUGCCACUUCCAAAUAAUGAACCAAACAAAACUGGGCUUCCCAUUCACAUCAAUGCUUGCUUUGGCCUGACAGACAAUCGGAGGUUCAUCAAGUGGCAAGAGGAGGAUCAGAAGAAUGAUGAGUCUGCGAUGUGGAAUGAGCUGCUCACAAAAGAUAUUCUUCCCCAUGUAUAUCUCACGAUGAUCCGAGAUGCCAUUCAAUUAUCUGAAAAAUCAGCCCUGCCUUCCCCUACUGUGUACAAUCUUUGGCCCGACCUAUCGAAGACUGUACAUAAAGAGAGGUGGCAUAAAGUUGCAACAAAUACUCUGAAAGGUCUAUUUGAAUACAAGAUCUUUCACCUUGCUGAUAAUGAGCAAAUCUGGGUGUCUCCCUCAGACGCAGUUUUUCCAGUAAACAAUAUACGUCGUGACACAAUGUCUGCAGUGUCAAGAUUAUUGAUUGCUAAAAGAGAGAACCUGGUCACAGUCCCAGAACAUGUUUUGAAAGAUGUUCAAGAAAUCUUCCCUGAAAGUGAUACCUUGACAUGGGUGACUCCAUCUUAUGUUAGAGAUGUCCUUCGCAGAAGUGAGGCUGAAAAUCUCAGUAAAGAUGACAAAUACUCUCUUCUUGAAUUUGCUCUCAUUGAUGAAAAGUACACAGAGCUACAAGGACUUAAGCUUCUUCCUCUCAGUGAUGGAACCUUCACUUCAUUUGGGAAUGGAGUGCAGAAGACUGUUUUGAUUGACAAUGAGAAGUUUCCAAGAACAUUGCUGCCAUUUUGUAAAGAGAGGUUUUUACCCAACGAUCUGAGCCAUUUUUGCACUGUGCAAUUAAGGAAACUAGCAACAAGGAGCAUAUACAAC